CGAGACUACACGACUGUCACCGUUACCACCGAUGCCGCCGCUUGUCCGUUCGCAUCAGUCGUCGUUCAUACGCCGCCGUAAAACGACCAGUUUUUCCGGACCGGGGGGCGGGGUGACUCGCGCGUGUUCGUCGACGGACUCGUUAUCCCCCGACCGCGCUGUACCUCUAAUCACACGAAUGCGUACGUACCCGCCUAUUGAGCAAAUAGUCACGUUUAUAAGUUCAAUAAUUACGUAGCGUCCGAGUGCGUCGAACGUGUGUUUUUGGUAUUUUCGCGGAGGAGUGCGCGUCUCGGCGAGAAGCGAAUAAAAACAAAAAAAAAACGUCCUCGUCGUCUCGUGAUCGCAAUACCGAUUUGCAAUAACAAAACUUAUAAACUUGUAAUCGUCACGUGAUAACAUAGUACGUAUACGGGUGGUGUCUUCAGUAUGCAUCUACCGUUCUUGGACGAACAGUUAGCGGUGGUAGCCCCGUCUAGUCGGGAUCGGUAUUCUUGAGCCUCCUUGAGCGUUCAACCACGCCUCGGUUUGCAAGGUGGAGUGGAAAUCAAGACUGCCACAUACCUGCAAGUAUCUAUUCAACUCAAGUUUCUUAAAAAUUACGAAUCGCACUAAAUAAGCAUUGAAAAUGUUCGUUAUGAGAAAAAAUUUACCACGAAGCCUCUAGCAUCUCCACCAAGUACUUAAAUUUAGUAAAAGCUAUGAGAUCUCAAGUCGUGCAUACUAUGUGGUAUCUAUGGUAAUGAAUCAGUAGCGGCGGCGGCGGUGUGACAAACAAAUGAUCAACAAAACGUCGGCGGCAGCGGCGAUCGAGGUGGCCGCUGCGGCCGUAGACAGCUGCGGUACGGCCGGCAACAACGGAACUAUGACCGGUCCGGCCGCCAUGGUGACGGUGAUCGCGGUGAUCGCGGUGACCACGGCGCUGAUCGUGGUCACCGUGUUCGGCAACAUACUGGUCAUCAUGAGCGUGGUGCAGUACCCGCCGCUCCGGUCCGUGCCAAACAUAUUCAUCGUGUCGCUGGCCGUGGCCGACCUGACCGUGGCCAUCGGCGUGCUGCCGCUGAACGUCGUGUACAACGUGACGGGCGUUUGGCUGUUCGGCGGCGUCGUGUGCAAGCUGUGGCUGACGUGCGACGUGCUGUGCUGCACCGCGUCCAUACUGAACCUGUGCGCCAUCGCGCUGGACAGGUACAGGGCCAUCACGCAGCCGAUAGCGUACGCGCAGAAGCGAACCGUUUCCCGUGUCAUGUGGACGGUAGCGCUGGUGUGGAUCGCCAGCGCGGUCAUCAGCUCGCCGCCGCUCAUCGGCUGGAACGACUGGCCGGACGUGUUCGACGAGAGCACGCCGUGCACGCUCACCACGCACCCCGGUUACGUGGUGUACUCGUCCAUGGGAUCGUUUUACAUACCGCUGGUGGUGAUGAGCAUCACGUAUCUCAGAAUAUACGUGGCCACCAGGCGACGACUGAGGCGCCGGGCCAAGCAGGUAGCCGUGUCGCAGGACAGCCGGCCACAGCGGUCGGCGGUGUGCGCGGCGCUGCCGGCGACGGCCGGUUCGUCGUGCAAACGGAAGGACGUGGACGCCGACGGUGGCGGUGGCCACGCCAAGAUGACGGUGGACGCGGCCACUGCUGACUCGGCCAGCAGCAGCGACGAGGUGGACGCGGCCACAAACGGUACUGGCGCCAGCAGCGACAAGCAGCGGGCGGGGCGGGGUGCGUCGGUGGCGGUGCGGGCGGCGCCGUCCAUGGGCAAGCACGUCAACCAACUGUUGGAGCACAAGCAGCGCAUAUCGCUGUCCAAGGAACGGAAGGCGGCCAAGACGCUGGGCGUCAUCAUGGGAGUGUUUGUGGUCAGCUGGCUGCCGUUCUUCGUCAUCUACCUGUUCUUUCCGUUCUGCAAAUCGUGCUGUCCACCGUCCAAGGUGCUCGUCAACGUGGUAACGUGGCUCGGUUACCUGAACUCGACUGUCAACCCGAUCAUAUACACCCGGUGCAACAUGGACUUCCGGCGAUCGUUCAAGAAGAUACUGCACAUGGACGGCCAACACCAUCACCAACACUUGCAACAACAGCACCACCACCGCUGAAUCAAUGCACCACACCGGUCGAAUGGCUGUGGAGCGAUACCGUGUCGUCUCGACCUACCAACGAUUGCGUCCUCCACCACUACCACUGGUUUUGUAACGAUUGUAUUAUAGUCUUUGGAUCUUUGACAGAAGUAUCCGGAAAUACUGUUUUUAACUCCGGGACGGUAGUCGGAAGUAUUACGCGGUUUGAUCGAUCCAUUUCUUUAUAAUAUUAUAUUACGUGACACAAGUCGACGUGUAAAUAUAUUUUAUGUAUGUGGGUGUGUACGGGUGUAUAUAAUAAUAUUUUAUUGCUGUGUUUUGUAAUCGAUUUUUAUAAAUUGUUUUGAUUCGUCGUCGUCGUACGUGAAAAUGGCGAUACACCGACACUGGCACUUCGUAUUUCCGAUGUACCCAUAUAUCACUAGGUAUACGAAGUAUUACAUUCAGAUUGUUUUUGACGUGAAACACCUAGUGACUUUUUGUAUAAUUGAUGUAUUUUUAAUUUUAAGAUUCCAUUUUACAAAAUAUGAAUAUAGGCCAUAGUUGUACAUUUCGCUCAAAAAUUGUUUUCUCUUUUCGUCCGCGUUCCCACGAUAUAGCACUUCAAGGAUUGCGUAUUUGCUUAUUACUAUUUCCAAAUUAUAUUUUUUUUAAAUAACGAAAUAUUUAAAGACGUUUAAAACCGUUAAAAUAACGAGUGCCAUCAGAAAGCGUGAAGGUUGUAUGAAAGUUGAUACUUUUUUUUCGUAGAAAUAUGAAAUAAGAAAAAUAUAUAUUAUAUGUUUAUAUUUUGAAUAACGAAUACUCGUGUGUGGAAAAAAUAUGAAACCCUUCACCACAGAUAAUAAUGAACUCUGCUGAAAAUAUAAAUCGGCAACACUUUUAUUUUGCAUUUGUAGCUCUAACGUUUUUAUCAAACACAUAUUAUGUAAUAUAAUUGUUCUUUGAGGUGAACUUUGACUUGUUCCAUAUAAAUGUAACAUUUCAUGAACGUUUAUAAGAUAUAACUAAUGAUGUACAACUUACAUUGGAUAUAUAUAUAGUUUUUGAAUUAUUACCUAAGCGUUUCCAAAAAUAUUAAUUGUAGUUACGCGGACGAUAAAGGAAGCAUAAAAUGUAUCAUAUCUGGGCGAACAGUGUCUCGUCCCAAAUAUCAAAUACCAUAAAUAUAAUAUUAUGAUGACUACAUAUAAAUUUAUAAUAAUAUUAUAUUAUUCACCAACACCAAACUGAAUUAAUGACCGGAAAUACACAGCGAUUGUGUUAUAUGCAGAGGUUUGGCAUGUCAUAAUAUAUGAUAAAAAAAAAAAAAAAAACUAUACAAUAUUAUGAAUUAUUUCGUGUAGAUUAAAAGCGAUUUCAAACCAAUAUUUACAUAGAAUUUUUAACCAGCUAAACAGCACUUUACCUAUGUCAUGUUUAUUAAAAUUUCCUUCGUCAUAUUUACAAAUACUAUUGUAUACCCAUUAUAAAAACAUAUUUAUAUCAGAAUACUAUGAAAUAUUUUUUGAAAAUAUAUAACAUGCAGUAUGUAGUAAUCGACUAAAGAAAUGUUGAAAAAAGCUACGUCGUUACAAUUUUUUUAUUUAAAUAGGUUUCUAAUAAAAUAUCCAAACCUAAUCUAGCCUAAAACAUAUUAUAUUUUAAAUAAUUAUUGAUUGGGUUGAGUUUUGGGGGGAAACAAAAUUUAUUGUGUUAUUAUUUCCUCUGAGGUACAAAAUUAUUAAUAUAAUAUAUUCAAUCUGUUCGUGAUAAAAAAUAAUAAGGCCAUCUGCACGAAAACAAAUUUAUAUUUCUCUUCAUACUAGAAUACUACAAUAUACAAUACACAAUUGUUUUAUUAAUUUAUUUAUAAUUGUUCAACAAUGAAUACGUACCGAUAUAUGUUUACAGUAUUAUUAUAUUUUGUUUUGUUAAAAUAAUGUUUGUUAAUUGUUUACAUUAUUAUACCUAUACAAGAUAAGAAUAAAACCAUGUGCUUAAAAAAAUAUUUAUUCAAUAAUAUAUAUUCUAUAAAAGUUAUAAUUUAUGUUACUAUGUAAUUUUUAUUAUAUUAUACAAAAUAUAAUGGAUAUGAAAAA
Rhopalosiphum padi (bird cherry-oat aphid) is the source of this 4152-nucleotide messenger RNA. RefSeq names its product probable G-protein coupled receptor No18 (gene Oct-TyrR). The record is from RefSeq and is a predicted model, not a curated record. Lineage: Eukaryota; Metazoa; Arthropoda; Insecta; Hemiptera; Aphididae. Bases 779 to 2089 code for a protein of 436 amino acids. Gene Ontology annotation, cellular component: membrane. Gene Ontology annotation, molecular function: octopamine receptor activity. The transcript has 5 exons. Gene Ontology annotation, biological process: adenylate cyclase-activating adrenergic receptor signaling pathway.